Molecule: messenger RNA, 1089 nt
Organism: Arabis nemorensis
Lineage: Eukaryota; Viridiplantae; Streptophyta; Magnoliopsida; Brassicales; Brassicaceae
Source: the annotation of a GenBank genome assembly
AUGGCGAUUGCAAAGUAUGGAAUCGUAGGGAUUGGUAUGAUGGGUAGAGAACAUCUCAUCAAUCUUCACCAUCUCCGAGAUCAAGGCCUCUCCGUCGUUUGCAUCGCCGAUCCUCACCCUCCCUCACAGCUUCUUGCCACUGAACUAGCUCGAUCCUUUGGCUGGGAACUCAAGGUUUUCUCAGGACACCAAGAGUUGCUCAAGAGUGAGCUGUGCGACGUGAUUGUUGUGUCUUCUCCGAAUAUGACUCAUCAUCAGAUUCUGAUGGACAUCGUCAAUUAUCCAAAACCGCAUCAUGUUCUUGUUGAGAAGCCUUUAUGCACCACAGUUGCAGAUUGCAAACAGGUUAUGGAGGCUGCAAAGAAAAGGUCAGAUAUGGUGGUGCAAGUUGGGUUAGAGUACAGAUACAUGCCACCAGUAGCUAAGCUUAUAGAAAAAGUUAAAGGCAGAGACUUUGGAAACAUCAAGAUGGUAGCAAUCCGAGAACACAGAUUCCCUUUCUUGGUUAAGGUGAAUAACUGGAAUAGAUUCAAUGUGAACACCGGAGGUACCUUAGUGGAGAAGUGCUGCCACUUCUUUGAUCUCAUGAGGCUCUUUGCUGGUGCAAAUCCUGUCUGUGUGAUGGCUUCUGGAGGCAUGGAUGUGAACCACAAGGACGAAGUUUACGAUGGAAAGGUACCUGACAUAAUAGAUAACGCAUACAUUAUAAUUGAGUUUGACAAUGGAUGUCGGGGGAUGCUGGAUCUUUGCAUGUUUGCUGAAGGAAGCAAAAACGAGCAAGAAAUUUCUGUUACUGGUGACAUUGGAAAGGGGGAGGCACUUGUUCCAGAGGGUAUAGUUCGAUUUGGCAGCCGUGCUGAAGGAAGAGAACACGUUCAAACGAUAAAAGCUGAGGAUGAAAGAAUAAAAUAUGAAGGGUUGCAUCACGGGUCAAGUUACUUGGAACACCUGACCUUCUUAUCAGCAAUCAGAGGUGAAGGAAGAGCAGAUGUUGAUUUGGACGACGGAUUGAUGGCUGUUGCCAUGGGAGUUGCUGCACAGCUCUCCAUUGAGCAGCGCCGCUAUGUAAACAUUGACGAGGUCCUGUGA